Candidozyma haemuli is the source of this 2241-nucleotide messenger RNA. Its product is annotated as leucine-rich repeat domain-containing protein. Gene Ontology annotation, molecular function: protein binding. The transcript has a single exon. The coding region runs from base 1 to 2241 and encodes 746 amino acids. NCBI's taxonomy places the organism in Eukaryota, Fungi, Ascomycota, Pichiomycetes, Serinales, Metschnikowiaceae. The record is from RefSeq and is a predicted model, not a curated record.
AUGAACACGCCGUGGUGUCAUCUCCCUAUAGACGUGCAGUGUCGGGUGUUCGAUUACCUUUCGUUGGAUGAAAUCGCCGUUGUUCUACCGUUAUUUCCGCAUGAGCUAGACCUAGUCAAGAAUGCUUUGCACCAUAGGGUUGGCAAACGACAUAUGGUGGUGACAAACCGCCAGUGGCUGCCGAUGCUGCUUGAGCUGUAUACGCCUGAGUUUUUUUCUCGGGCCGAUUUCGAGUACGUGGAGCCCCAAUGCGUGGUACGCUUGUUGAAUACUGUGGGGACAGAUAAGCUCGUUACGGUACUGUUUGUGAUCUGGCACCUGUUUGACGUGAGCGACCUUUUGCUGCUAUUGGAGGAGCUUCCCGAGGGGCCGAGGUAUAAUAUUGAGCUUGAGUUUGAGCCCAAUGUGCCUCAUGUGUAUGAUUUGUCGAUGGUGGUGAAUGAACUACAUAAGGCUUUGGGUCUGGGACUCAGGGCUUUGGCUGUGAAGAACUUUGGUGGCGAUUUGCAGCUCGAUAUGCACAAAUUGGAAGCUUUGGAGGCACUUCUGCUUAUCAAUACCAACGUUACUUUCACUACGUUGUUUGAUAAGAGCGUUAAUCUUCGUACAUUCACUUUGCAUCCUAAUUGCGAUGGUUUUGCCCGCAACCACCCGGCUGAAUUGGGCCAGCUGCUUCCUUUGAACGUGGAAAAGCUUCGUUUGGGCCAGUGCGUUGUGGUGGACUCUUCUCUUGGUUAUAAGUUGCCUAAGAACGUCACUGACUUGUCGUUAUUCAUUGUCAGAGACUCUACGAUGAAGUACUUGCCCACGAUGAUUGAAAGCAGUCUGUGUUUCCGUACAUCGUUUGUCUACCAGUCUGGUUUGGCCGAGUGCUCCAUUCAUGCCAACUAUACUCACAUUCUGUGGCUCUUGGAGAAGGAGAAGCAUCUCAAAACAGUGGCUCUUACAAGCAUAAAGAACGAUAGUGGUGUGUGGGAUUUGCUGAAGUACGAGCUGCUACACAGUAUAAAGAUAUCCAAGAGUAACUUGCAGCUGAUUGAUUUACCGCCCCAUGUCUUGCAUUUGGACCUUUCUGGUAACAAUAUGACCGAUAUUGUCGAGACAGUGUUAAUGAAGGUUCCACCAAAGUUACUCAGCUUGGACGUUUCGGGGAAUCUUCCCAACUGGACCCCAUAUCAGCAUGUUCAGUUUCCUGAACACCUCGUUGAGCUCGGCCUAGCGAACUGUAACAUUGGCAACCAGAUUGACAUUUUCCAAUUUCCAGCAUCCUUGGAGAAACUAGACCUUGAGUCGAACAGUAUAGAGCAGCUUGAAUACGCCAACUUUCCCAAUUUCACAAAACCACUCGAACUAAGGUUGGCACGCAAUGUGAUCAGAGACUUGCAAAGGAUGAGAUUUCCCAAGAACACUACAAAGCUUAUGUUAUGCGAGAAUAGCAUCAAUGGUCCCGUUGAUUUCUCCCUGGAUAUGUUUGGAGAGCCUACACAGAUUGAAUGGCUACUGCUCAGCAACACCAAAAUCGAAUCCCUUGCUGAUAUACGGUUACCUCAUACGUUACGUAUUCUUGAAAUGGAUCGUUGCCGGGUGCGGAACCUUGAGAAUGUGCUUUUCCCAGCAUCUUUACAAGAGAUCAAUCUCACAGGUAGUAAGAUCCAGAACAUCAACAACGUCACUUUUGAGGAAGACUCUCGUCUUGUUCACAUCAACUUGACACACAAUCGUAUCGACGCAGACAAUCUUCGAAGAUUGAGGCUCCCCUCGGGAACAAAGCUGCUUUACCUCGGCUGGAACCGAAUCGAAAGCAUCCCCAAGGACUACCUCUUACAGUUUACCGAUCUUCGAAGCUUCAGCGUGCCAUCCAACAGGCUCAGACGAGUGGCUCUCCAAGUGCCUGCCAGCACAAGAAUGUUGGACUUUUCAAAGAACAGAAUAAAGGAUAUAAAGUUACAGUUUCCCAAAGGUUCAUUCACUAGGCUUGGGGCGAUCAACUUGCUGCGUAACAUGUUGACCCACAUUGAUCCAGGCAUGCUUGGCCACGGCAACGGGUCUUACCAUCAAAAUCUCAUUGAAAUUGAUGUUUCAGAAAACAGGUUCAGAGACGGGUUCAACCUUGGACUGUUCCCCAGUCUGCUUUCUUGUGUCUUCCUAAAUGGGCUGGGACUCAUGGACGGAUACGGCUACGACAUUGGCGCCAACAUAUUGGGCCACAGCUACUGUAUGGGCAAAAGAAUCGAAACGUGA